Mya arenaria is the source of this 2106-nucleotide messenger RNA. RefSeq lists its product as uncharacterized. Bases 259 to 1782 code for a protein of 507 amino acids. Gene Ontology annotation, molecular function: zinc ion binding. The transcript is spliced from 2 exons. NCBI's taxonomy places the organism in Eukaryota, Metazoa, Mollusca, Bivalvia, Myida, Myidae. The record is from RefSeq and is a predicted model, not a curated record.
GUCGUGCUUUGAGAAUGUUCAAAAUUACCAUGGCGUCGUAGUUGUUUUCAGAACGUUUGUUAAGCAAUUUUAACAUAAAGAUGCUUACCACAAUUAAUACAAUGGGGGACUUUAGUCGGUUAUCUGCCCUUGUCAAACAGGUGCUCGUUUGGUGGCGCUGUUGUCGAAUAGGUCCCUAGUUUACUUCCGUAUUACAGAUCGAUAACAGUGGUGAUAAAAUUCCGAUAAAAUUUGUAAAUAUUCAAUUGAUAUCGCAACAUGGCUUCAAAUUUUUGCACCUUAUCAUUAGGCCAGCUUAAAACGGAGCUAAGGCGACGCAAUGCAAAGUUGACUGGACGGAAGAAGGAAUUAAUCGAAAGACUGGAGGCAUAUGACAGAAACCAGAAUUUCAACAGGGAAGAAGAUCUUCUACCAGAAUUCAACAUGAGCCUGCCCAAGACUAGUGGAUACAGAGAUGUAAAUUCAGAUGCUAAAAUGGCACCAAUAACAAUGGAGAAGGCCAUCGAAUACAUGGACCAGUACCGGGUGGAGUUUGAUGCGAAGGUAAAAGACCUGUACGACGACAAGUUUCUUCUAUACAUGCGACUGUUUUCGGCACCAUCUCUGGACUUUGUUCGUGGGGCAUGUAAAGCAGAAAUGAGGAAGAAGGUUAAUUAUGUUGUAGACAUUUCUUUACACAAGAAUGGAUAUAUUCAUGAAGCACAGUGUGAAUGUGGUGCAGGAGAAGGCCCAUUUGGACAUUGCAAACAUAUUAGAACUAUGAUAUAUGCAUGUUGUAAAUUUGUUAAAGAUGGAGAAUUUAAAGUUGAGACAACAUGCACAGAAAAAUUGCAGUCAUUUCACAAAGCAAAAAAGCAUACUGGUUCCCCCCUUAAGGCUCGAGAUUUAAACUUGGGCGGUGCAGAUAUUUGUGACAUUAAAGAUUUUGACCCUCGGCCACAAAAAUUCCGUAAAGUUGAUGGAUAUCAAGACUAUUUUCACAAUAUUUGUAUGAAUUUUAGGGGUAUAUCAAAGACACCAAUUUUUCAGACAUUCAGCCCAGCCAAUAUUCGUGCAAUUUCCAAUGACCAUGAUUAUUUUGAAGUAUCUCAUGAAGACAAUUUCCUGGAACAAUGUAAAAUAACCAAACUAAGUGACAAGGACAGGGAUGAUAUUGAAAUGUAUACUAGGGGACAAAACAAGAACGACCGAUGGUUUGAAGAACGAGAGAAAAGAAUUCAGUCAUCUAAUUUUCACCGUGUGUGUACCGCAACAGAAAGAACUGACUUACAUGACUUGGCAAAGUCCUUUGUUCGGGGAAAAGGAUUAAAACCUACAGAAGCAAUGCGCCAUGGAAUUCAGUAUGAAAAGGACGCCAUCCAUCAAUAUGAAAGCAAAAAUAAUGUCAAAGUAAAACCAUGUGGGAUAUUUGUAUCAAAAAACCUUCCGUUUUUAGGUGCAUCACCCGAUGGCAUUGUAGAUGAAAACCUACUUAUUGAAGUUAAGUGCCCCUUCAGUGCUAAACACAAAAAGAUAUCACCAGUCACUGUGCCAUACUUGAAGGAGACAAAUGGAAAUAUGACUUUGAGUACUAAGCAUCCAUAUUAUUUUCAAAUUCAGGGUCAGCUGUUCUGUGCAGAAAGACAAUUUUGUGACUUGGUAAUAUACACCUUGAGUGAUAUUUUGUUCACUAGAAUUCAUCGGAAUGAGAACUUUAUUGCACACAUGAUAUGCAAGCUUGACCAGUUCAAUACUUCACAUUUCAGAGCCGCAAUUCUUGAAAAGUACUUUUAUAAAACUUAAGUGUUUUGAACUGUUUUAUAACAACUUAAAGCUGCACCCUCACAGAUUGACUGUUGUGAAAUAUUUUUAUUUCUUUUAUCUUAGAAUAAGUCUUAUAAGAUAGUUCACAAUAGAAUGUAUCUCUAUCUCAUUUAUUUGGAAUCUGUUAGAAUAAAUUUCAGUUUUUUAAAGUUUUAGUUUGAGAGUGCAGCUUUAACUCUGACUUUGUUGAUUGAAAACUAUUUGUGAACAAUGUAUCAUUGUGAAACACUUGUUUCCAUUUAUUAGCUGUAUAUAUGUAUAAGGUCUUAGUUGAAUGUAAAAUAAAAAUGGUUUAAUGUUUUA